Trypanosoma theileri is the source of this 2811-nucleotide messenger RNA. RefSeq names its product putative nucleoplasmin-like protein (NLP). The transcript has a single exon. Bases 1 to 2811 code for a protein of 936 amino acids. The record is from RefSeq and is a predicted model, not a curated record. Lineage: Eukaryota; Euglenozoa; Kinetoplastea; Trypanosomatida; Trypanosomatidae.
AUGCCACCGAAGGGAAAAGACGUGGGCGAACAGGAGGAGUCGGGGAGUUGUUCUUAUCCUCGUGCUAUUCUCAAGACCAGAACGGCAUUUCAGAUCUUCAAAAUGGAUGGAGCUGCAGGGAGUGCGGCCGCCUUUAGUUCUCUCCCAAAUGAUGAAGUGCUGCCGUACAAGAUUCGAUCAUCCGAAUUAACUCUUUUAGCUGCAUUAAGUAUAGUAGAGUCGGAUACACAGAGUAAGAAAACCUUUGGUCCUGCGACAUUGCAUGCGGCAGAUAAUUAUCUUUCUGAACUUCUUUCUUUUAUUCCACUCGGGGGACGUUCACGUGAUUUACAGAAAGUUACUAUUAACUACGAUGCGAUUAAACGUGUUGUCAAGUUAUAUGGAGGAUCAGAGGAUGUCGUGCAACGACUCUCAGUUCUCAGUGAAAAGGAUCUUUCUGCUUCUGAAUCCCCAGCUAGGGAAAUUUCUUCUUUUUUGGAUCAUAUUAAUGCCAUAGAAAAGAUAUUACGCCAGCAAAUGAAAGAUGCAGGUGAAAAGAUUGGAAUGUUUUCUAAGUCAACGGUAUCUACAACUCAAGAAGAAAAAGAAAUUGGGGCAACUAUUACAGAUGAUGAUCGUACAUCUUUAAGUUCUCCAACAUUGUCGCGUAAACGUACAUCCCAUGAAAGAGAUGAUAGUCCUAAACGUAUGGAAGUAAAGGAAACAGAUGAUACUCAACCAAAGAAAGUAAUUAAAAUGGAAGAUAGUGAGAAGAAACCGGUAAAACGUGUUGUACGAAAAAUUCUCUCACAGACAACUUUACAGAAACCAGUAUUUGGUCGUCUUCGGGCAUUAACAAAUCAAGAGAAAAAAGCUGUAACUCUUCUUAAUCAUAUGAUUCAGCUUCUUGGUCAUGUUUACGCGGUACGAUAUAAUAAUCUAUUACCUAUUUUUGAAUUUCUGGAAGAACGAGUAAAAGAAUUACAAGAUAUAAUUGAUUCAGAACGUUCUUCUUUUCAAGUUAAAAGAAAUAAUACACAAGAGACACAAGAACCAUUUCUUAAAGUAACGUUGGAAAAUAUUUCUCAAGCGAUUGAGAAUGCUUCUCAAACUUUUAAAACAGAUGAAGAUUGUCGAUAUGAAUUAGAUGAGGAUUUGUUACACCCUAUUGCCCAUGCUUGCUUAACUGAGAUUAAUCGUAUUGAAGGUUUUAUUACUCCACCCUUUGUAGGACCUUCAGAAGAGGCACUUGCUGCCAAAGCCAAAGCACGUGAAGCUGCACGAGCCAAACGAGAGGAACAACGGGCGAAGGUACUUGAACGUGCCAAAAUGAAAGAAGAACUUGCUGCUAAACGUGAAGAGGAACGACAGUUAGUGCGUUCUCAUCUGGGAGAGUUAGACCCAGCAAGUCUUGUGGAAGAUACAGAGAUAAAAAAUCCUGUUAAUAGCGCCUAUGUACGCUAUGCUAAGUUACCAUUGGAAACUCCAGAACAAUAUGAACAGGCUCUUUUUAUAUGGACUAUGUUAACAUCAUUGCCUAAACCCUUACAUCUUUCACAAAUGCCGUUUAGUUUGUUUCUUAAAGGACUCUUAUCACAUGAGGGACGCGAUAAUGGACUCAUGGAGGAAAUUACAAGUGCACUUGUUGAAGUUGCGAUGGAAAAUCUUCGUGCUGCAAAUGGUCCACGAAUCGUUACACGCGGAAAGGAUUGGUUUGAUACUAUGGUUGAGUUUGUGGGAGUGACAAGUGGUAAUAAAAAGAAACGUGCACCACCACGUUCAAAAACUGUUUCGUAUGAUGAUGAAGAUGAUGAUGAGGACGAGGAUGAGGAUGAUGAAGAUGAUGAUGAAGAAGAAGAGGAACAGGAAGAGGAGGAAGAGAAUGAAAAGAAUGAAGAAGGCGUCAAGGGAGAAAAAGAAAAUGAGGAGGAAACUAAAAAAGAGAAUGAAGCAGAUGAGAAAACAGAGAAGCCACCAAGUGGAUUUUUUGCUGCCAUUAAGUUGACUAUGGAGAGAAUCACAGAGUUAAGACAAAUGGCGGCAUGGGGAAAUUUGGAUAUGGAAGAUCGUUUAAAUCUUUUACAGUACAUGGUGUUAGAAGCACUCUCAUCACCUGAAUUGCAAGAAGAAGCGGAUAAAAUACGUAAAAUGCAUGAAGAAGCUCAAAUCGCAAUGGAAAAGCGAUCUAAAGAACUUCGUGAAGAGGCUGAAAAAGAAAUUAAACAUCUGGUUAAACAGUUUUCAUCAACCAAAACAGCGAAAGAAACAACAGAGACAUAUGAGGAAAAACGACAACAAUUAUUUAAUGACGUAGAGAAGCGAUUAAGUGAAGUUGUACGUGAAUAUGUGGGUAUUCAAGAUGGAAAUGACACAGGAGCUCUUAUUCGUCCACUCGGUAUGGAUCGCUAUCGUCGAAUGUAUUGGCGAUUCCCUUUUGAUCGAAAUAUUGUUGUGCAGACCACUGCAGCUACAGACCCUAAUUUUCCUUUGUUACCUGAACCACGUGAAUUAUUACAAGAUACCAUAAAAAAUUCUAAACAAAUGUUACUUGAUGAUGAUAAUGAAACAAACAAUACAAACGGAAAUAGUGGUAAUGGGAAAGAUAUACAGGAAGAAGAAACACAGCGUGUAUGGGGAAUCAUUCCACCAGAGUAUUUGGCUCAUUUUAUUGAAGGACUUGACAGACGAGGAAAACGAGAGGCAUCACUUCGACGAUCUCUGGAAGCUUUACGACCUUAUUUACUUAGUAUUACUGAACCACAGCAAGGACGUGUUACUCGAAUGCGUUCUCACACAUUUGGCUACUUCAAUAAGCUUAAACUUCAGCUGUAA